AUGGAUUCGUCGCAAUUGAAGAAGGAUCUCGAGCUGAGUCCCUCCGGCCCCGAAAUUUCCGACUCCUCCAAACAAGACCACAUUAUUGCGGUUGAUCUUCUCCACGCCCGAAGGCUCCCCAAGCAAAUCAGAUCAUUCACCCAGUCCCAAGACCGAAUUUAUCCUCUCCGAAGCCAUCUGAGAACCAUUGUCCAAUUCAUCCGAUCUCAACCCUCCUUUGUCGCCGGAUUUCUCCAAUCCGCCUUGGCCGCUGUUCCCCUUGGAGAUCUGGCCAGUUAA
Molecule: messenger RNA, 279 nt
Organism: Bursaphelenchus xylophilus (pine wood nematode)
Lineage: Eukaryota; Metazoa; Nematoda; Chromadorea; Rhabditida; Aphelenchoididae
Source: the annotation of a GenBank genome assembly